This is a messenger RNA of Cordyceps fumosorosea ARSEF 2679, 267 nucleotides long. RefSeq lists its product as hypothetical. Lineage: Eukaryota; Fungi; Ascomycota; Sordariomycetes; Hypocreales; Cordycipitaceae. The record is from RefSeq and is a predicted model, not a curated record. Bases 1 to 267 code for a protein of 88 amino acids. The transcript has a single exon.
AUGUCCACCGCCCUACUUAGACAAAUCCUCCCCCUCAUUGUCGCCCUCGCCGUCGUUGGCGGCAUCGGGUUCGUCCUCUACCACGUCUAUCUCAGCGUCACUAAGAUGGGCGAGACGGCCUCGCAGAAGAUGGGUCGCAAGAACGUCGUUUUCACAAAGGAUGGCAUGCGCGUCGGCGUCAAGAACGUCAAGAACGAGAAAUACGUCGACAAGACUCAGAGCUACCUCGUAAAAGCCUGGAACCUCGGCCAGGCGCAAGAGAGGUGA